Molecule: messenger RNA, 1752 nt
Organism: Acanthopagrus latus (yellowfin seabream)
Lineage: Eukaryota; Metazoa; Chordata; Actinopteri; Spariformes; Sparidae
Gene: p2ry8
Product: P2Y receptor family member 8
Exons: 3
Coding region: 167-1237 (356 amino acids)
Biological process (GO): thrombin-activated receptor signaling pathway; positive regulation of Rho protein signal transduction; blood coagulation
Cellular component (GO): membrane
Molecular function (GO): thrombin-activated receptor activity
Source: RefSeq, a predicted model, not a curated record
GAAAUAUGUCACAUGCUCCAUUUCCUCUCCCAGUCUGUCUGUGGUACAGUGACAAACUCAACCCCCCGUCACAAUAUCUACACCUCCAUCUGCAACUGCCCACCUGCCUGUCUCCUCUCGUCUGCCUGUUUCCUUAUAGGUGGUGAGAGGCCAUUCUGAGCUGAUCAUGACGGGGAAUUCCAGCAGCCCCAAAUUAGACAACGCCACCCUAUCCCUGUUCAAGAAUACAAACACCAGCAUUGCCAUCUCUGUCAUCUACAUGUUCGUCACUGCCAUCAACCUGGUAGGAAAUGGCCUCUCCAUGUGGAUCCUCAUAUUCCGUACCUACCCCAAGUCUGCCUCCAUCAUCUUCAUGAUUAAUCUCACCUUCACUGACUUGGCUCUGGGCAUAGCCCUGCCAUUUCAGAUCGCCUACCAGCUCCAAGGGUAUAACUGGAGUCUGGGACCCAAGAUGUGCAGUUCCCUGACCCUCAUCUUCUACACCAACAUGUACUGCUCCAUCCUGACCAUGAUGGCCAUCGGAAUCGACCGCUACCUCGGCAUCGUCAGGCCCAUGCUGUUCAGGCAGAUCAGGAAGAAGAAGUCCAUUGCAGUCGUAAGCUGCCUCCUCAUGUGGGGUCUGGUCCUGUGCGUUCUGUACCCACUGAUGACCACAGACCUGACCUUUGAAUUCCCUGAACUCGGGAUCACCACAUGCUUUGACAUGCUGAAGAAAGACAUGCUCCCAUCCACGGCAGCCUGGGCAGCCUUUCUCUUCAGCAUGGUGUUCAUUCUCUUCCUCUUCCCUUUCUGUGUCACGACAUUCUGCUAUGUCAGUGUCAUCCGCAAACUGGCCAAAGAUUUCAAGACAGCCCAGAAAGAUAGAGCAAUACGUCUGGCUGUCAUUGUUCUCCUAGUCUUCACUCUUUGCUUUGCCCCGAACAACAUCCUCCUGUUGACCCACUCAGUGCUGAGACUCUUCUAUCAGAAGUCCAUUUACAUGGCCUACAAACUGUCUCUCUGUUUCAGCUGCCUGAAUAGCUGCAUCGAUCCAUUCAUUUACUACUUUGCUUCCAAGGAUUUCAGACAAAAGCUGAGGCAGAUAAUGAAUCUGCAUAGCCUGAGUAGUGGGGACUCAAUGAAGAUGGAGCAUAAAGAGAGCGUGUACUCGGCACAUUUCGAGGGCCAAGAGAGACAACACAGCAAGGUGUAUUUGAUGCCAGGCACAUCACAGCAGAGAGAGAAUGAAACGACUUGAGGAAAGACUAAAAGAUGUGUGGGAAAGGGAGUGAUAGUGUAAGAAAUUGUGACUGUCGUGGGCUGGCCUUGUGUGCAUCAAGCUCUUACAUCACCUUUUCCUGUGUCAUUUUACUUCUUAUUUUUCCUGUGCACGAGCUGAUGAACAUGGAUAGCAGCUGAAUGUCUUUGCCAACUUAGUCAUUAUUCCUGCAUUACCCAAUGUGUUAUUUCAUGGAUUGAAAAACAAACAUUAAUUUCGUAUUUCUUGAUGUAGCAUGCAUGAGUGUCAAUAAAAUGUGAGUUAAACAUGUAUUUUAUGGAUGCCCUCUAUGCCUGAACAUAGCUGACUUUGUAACAUUUAUAACAUAUUCUCUGUUCAUGUUUCUGUAAAUUGUUGUCCUGCUUUUGACUAUGAAUGGUUAUUGUUGACAUUUUGACCUUUUUAACUUAUGAAACUUUCAAUCUCCUGCUAUUGUUAAUUUUGUUUUCUCUGUUUUUUAUGUCCACAGAAUAAACGUUUUAUUAUUAUUAUUA